AUGAUCGACGACCUUGAGAAUACUUUCGUGCAAGAAGACUCCAUCGGAUUGCCCAUGUCCGAGGAGAAUCCCUACGGCAACGCGUGGAAGGUGCACAAGACCUAUGUCGAAAAGAGCUGCGCCUUGGAUUUCGACCCACAGAAGGCCCGAGUCUUCAAGAUCGUCAACGAGAAGAAGCUCAACCCCAUCUCCAAGAACCCAGUUGGCUACAAGGUCGUAGCCCCACCAGCACAGCUCCUCAUGGCCGAUCCAGCCUCCCUCGUCCGCAAGCGCGCUCGCUUCGCAGAGCAUCACAUGUGGGUAACACGCUAUAAGGAUGAGGAUCUCUGGACCGGAGCAAAGUGGACGAACCAGAGCAUGAUCGAGAGGGAUGGUGUGGCGGACUACGCGGCGCGGAAUGAUAAUGUCCGUGGCGAAGAUCUAGUCGCGUGGGUGACGUAUGGACUCACGCAUAACCCGAGGGUGGAGGAUUACCCAGUUAUGCCUGCUGAGGCUAUCACUGUUGCGCUGAAGCCGGCUGACUUCUUUGACCGCAAUCCUGCUCUUGAUGUGCCUCCUAGUACCCAGGCUGUCAACAAGAGUGUGCUGGUCCCCGCCAACGGUGUUAGUAACGGGAAUGAACAGGAAGUUUGCUGUCGAUGA
Messenger RNA from Fusarium musae, 642 nucleotides. RefSeq lists its product as uncharacterized. Lineage: Eukaryota; Fungi; Ascomycota; Sordariomycetes; Hypocreales; Nectriaceae. Gene Ontology annotation, biological process: amine metabolic process. The record is from RefSeq and is a predicted model, not a curated record. The transcript has a single exon. Gene Ontology annotation, molecular function: primary methylamine oxidase activity; quinone binding; copper ion binding. Bases 1 to 642 code for a protein of 213 amino acids.